Molecule: messenger RNA, 3432 nt
Organism: Penicillium chermesinum
Lineage: Eukaryota; Fungi; Ascomycota; Eurotiomycetes; Eurotiales; Aspergillaceae
Product: Cytochrome P450 E-class group I
Exons: 7
Coding region: 1-3432 (1143 amino acids)
Molecular function (GO): heme binding; oxidoreductase activity, acting on paired donors, with incorporation or reduction of molecular oxygen; iron ion binding
Source: RefSeq, a predicted model, not a curated record
AUGAUGUUCCCUACACCGAUGCCUUCCGAAUCUCGAAUUCGUACUUCUUCUCCCAGUGAGGGUGAGAGGGCCGGGCGCCACGCCAUGGAGUCAACCCGGGUGCAUGAGACAUAUUGCUCGCAGUCUGGAGUUAUGAUGGAUGAGAACUUUCCUACACAAAAGGCGUCCUACUCCCCGACGCCGUUCUCUCUUCAGCACUUCGGUGCUUACAAAAUCGAAUCACCGGUCAGAGCGGCUGAGUGUACGACCAUUCCAUCUUCUGAAAUCUGUUCUUCUCCGGCUUCACAGUCUCCUGUCUUGGGUUCUCACGGCAGUGAAGUAGAGUUGGCUUCACAAUCUCAUGCGUCUGGCCGAGAAUCGCAACUCGGGUCGAGCCCGCAAGAGAUGUAUGAACAUCUAUGGGUGGGAUCGCCUCCACUAACGGCGAUUCCUGAGGAGAGAGCUGAGGAUGCAGCUAACGAGCCUCUAUUGAAUCCUUCAAGUGCGGAUGUCUCGAAAGUAUCAACCGUCAAUUAUGAGGCUUCAGUGCCAGGUGACUGGAGCACGCCUGCUGCGAUGAUACACCCAAUACCGAGCGACGGCCCGCUCAGCAACCCUACAACACUCCCGAUACCGCUGCCUCUGCAAGAGGCAGUAGGAGUAACAUCAACAGACCCCAACGCCUCACCCUUAGAGAGCUUUCAAAACUCGCCAGGCGCGGGUGAUAACGACGACAGUUCAUCGGUCGUAUCCGUGAACGAGGGUGCCAGCACUUUUUCCGAUGGAGAUUAUUAUUCGGACAACUCGAGCUACACUGCUUCAUUGCUUUCGGAUGUAAAAAACUACUCCUACGAAAAUGGCCGACGCUACCAUUCCUAUCGUGAAGGGCACUACGUUCUGCCGAACGAUGACCAAGAGCAGGAUCGUCAAGAUCUGCUCCAUCAUGUUCGCAACCUCGUGUUAAGCGGCGCGCUUUAUCGAGCUCCUCUGGGCCCAGACAUCCAGCGAGCCUUGGACAUCGGCACCGGCACCGGUAUCUGGGCCAUUGAUUUUGCCGACAGCCACCCCAGCGCUGAAGUCACAGGGACCGAUCUAAGUCCGAUCCAGCCUUCUUGGGUUCCCCCCAAUCUACGAUUUCUUGUCGACGACGCUGAAUCGCCCUGGCUGUUCAAUGCUCAUCGGCCGUUUGACUUCAUCCACGCCCGCGAUCUGGGCGGUGCAAUUGCCGAUUGGCCGCAUUUGCUGCAGCAGGCUUUCACACAUUUGCGUGGCGGUGGCUGGAUCGAGUUGCAAGAGUUUGAAGUGACUCUGAAGUCGGACGACGAGUCGCUUCGUCGGGCUCCGGUGUUGUGCGAGUUUCUCGGCCGUCUGCAUCAGGCGAGCGAGGAGUUCCACCGGCCUAUGAAUAUCGCCGAGGGCCAUCGGCAGCGAUUGAUAGAGGCUGGUUUUGAAGAGGUUAGGGAUGAGGUCUUCAAGGUUCCGUCAAGCAGUUGGCCAGAUGAUCCGAUUCAGAAGCAGAUUGGUCGAUAUAACCUGUGCUCCCUCCUGAUGGCUGUGGAGUCGUACUCGUUGGCCCUUUUCACUCGCGUGCUCGGGUGGUCCAACACGCAGACACAAGUGUUCCUCGCUGGAGUUCGCAGAGAUCUCAAGAACCCCCGAAGUCCAUACUUAUUGCAAUCUUCAUAUUGUCUACGGUCGGAAGCCGAAUUAUGGUCGGAGCUUGGAUUAAGAAUUCGGCUGCCCGGGGGUUGCUUUUUGACGUGUCUGGAGCCCCGCGAACCUUCCUGGAUCACACUCCUACUUUCUAGUACCUCUGAGGCACUCCAUGGCCCCAAAGUAGUAAUCAAUAUGGCCAUUGGAAUGUACAAGGCGUUGGCGAUCUCCUCGCCUCAAGUGCUCACGAUGCUCUUCUGCACAACCUACGAAGUCCUAUUCUGGAUCGAGUCUGCAGUGGCCCUGACUCUACUUUGGCUCUUGCUGGACGCGAUCUACCAACUUUAUUGGUCCUCGCUCCAUCAAUUCCCGGGCCCAAAGCUCUGGGCCGUGUCCCGCGUUCCCUUGCAGCUGUCGGUCCUGCGCGGUUACAACCACCUCGACAUGACAGCCUUACAUGAGAAAUAUGGCCCAGUGAUUCGAAUCAGCCCUUAUGAGCUUGCGUUUAAUACUCCUGGGGCAUUCCAGGACAUCUAUAGGGCGAGGCCUGGUGGAUGCUUCCUGAAGGAUCGUACUCACUAUCUCCCUCCAGCCAACGGUACCGACCACCUUGUCUGCGCGGUGGACCAUUCGGUGCAUGCCCGCCAGAGAAAGCUUCUCGCACAUGCCUUUUCAGACCGGGCGCUACGAGAACAGGAAGGGUUGGUCCAAGGAUACGUUGACACUCUGGUCACCAAGUUACACGGAGAGAUUGAAAAGACCGGCUCGGAGGCAAGCGUCGAUAUCAAACAGUGGAUGAACUAUACGACAUUCGACAUCACUGGGGACUUGAUGUUCGGUGAAUCAUUUGAUUGCCUCAAGGACAGCCAGCUUCACCCAUGGAUCCAAUUGAUCUUCAAGUCCAUGAAGGCUCUCUCCUUUGCGGGCGUGGUCCACCAAUUUCCCCUUCUUCGUUACUUAUCAAACUUCUUGAUCCCUAAAGAGGUUACUCACAAAGCGAAGCAGCAUUUCGAUAUUACUGCCGAGAAAGUCGAUCGCCGACUAGAGGCACGAGUCACUCGGCCAGACUUUAUCUCCGCCUUGCUGCAGAACGGGGUGAGAGAGGGGAGUAAAGGACCAUACACGGACGGGGAAAAGACGUUAAGCAGAGCAGAGAUUCACUCGAAUGCUUUCAUCCUCAUCAUCGCAGGAAGCGAGACAUCCGCAACACUGUUGAGCGGCUGCAUCUACUAUCUCUGCACGCAUUUGCAGGUGAUGCACCGACUCGUCUCUGAGAUCCGCCGCUCCUUCCUCAAAGAAGAAGAUAUCAACUUUCGCGACGUAGCAGCUCUUCCGUAUCUCGCGGCAGUCAUCGAGGAGUCAUUGCGCAUGUAUCCGCCGUUUGUCACAAGCUUAGCCCGAGUUGUCCCCAGUGGAGGCUCAAUGAUUGAUGGGCACUUUGUGCCGGGGAAUACUAUUGUCUCCUGCCACCACUAUGCAUCGUAUCGAUCUCCUACCAACUUUUCCUCGCCCAACGACUUUAUCCCGGACAGAUGGCUUGGUCAGAAUGCUCGCUUUACCGGAGAUAGGAAAGAGGUACUACAGCCCUUCAGUCUCGGGCCUCGUAACUGUCUUGGAAAAAGGCUGGCGUACAGCGAAAUUCGCCUUAUACUUUGCAAACUUUUCUAUCAUUUUGAUGUGACUCUGUCUCCGGAAAGUAUCAACUGGACACAACAAAAAGUUCAUUUCUUAUGGGAUAAACCCGCACUUAUGGUCAGACUUCGCUCUCGAUUUGCAGCGAAUGAGAAGCAGAGAGCAUGA